CAGCUCGAAGCGCUCUAUCUCUGUGGGAGUGUUUGCAAACAAUAUCGUUCGUGCGUUGAUAUAUGACAAUCAUUUGAACCGAGAUAGUUAUAAAUUCAAUUGUAGCACUCUGUUUUGGAGUAGAUCUCACGCUUUGCAGUCAGGCCUGUUCCGUUUUAAGCAAAAUGGCCAAAAGCAUCCGCAGCCAGCGUGGCAAAAAAAUGCGGGCCAUAAAGCGUGUCCGUUAUGCCCAGAAGCAACUUAAGCAGCUGAAGGAGACAGUAGCAAAAACGGUAAACCAUGUCACUGUGGGCAGCAUGGAUAUAGAUUCUGCUAGGGCAGAGGUUGCAGAUUACAUCGAAUGGAAGAAAAAACAGGUUGCAGAAAAACUACAGAAACAAGAGGAAAGCGCGAUGGAUUUAGACGAAGUUCCGCAAUGGCGUCGCUUCAUUGUACACAUGGCGAGAAACGCUGCAUGAAAAUGUUCUAUAAACCGGUAUCCUCAAGUGAUGUAUUAAGUGUACCGAAUUCGCCCCGUAAUACAUCAGCCACAUUAGAACUUGUUGCCGACCGCCCUCAAUGACAAUAGUGGAAUACGUUUCGCGUAAACCAUUUAGGAGUGGGAUGGAGUUACACGUUUUUGUUACACGCAUCUCGGGAAUACGCGUUGGGCUGUCCUGCAACCAACUGUUGAUCCCGUGAAGGUCUGCCGGUUCCUACAGACAACUUAUCUCAGGCGACCUUAGUGCACUGGAAAAGAUCGUCUAUCGUUGAUUUGUAUACUGAAUCUUCUUCCAGCGCUUCAUCGGCAUCACAGUUUAUGUGAUCCCUUUCUAUCUAUAGAUUAUCCACAACAGCCGAUUGAGGAGUUACCAAAUAGCAUUUUAGACUAACGAACAUGGAUUGAAGUUCUUAGUGUAGCUAGAGGAGAUGGUAGAAUCGCGCUGAAUGAUGUUCAAGUACACUUUAUUUCAGUAAACGCCCCAUGCUCUUUGUUUCCGGUAGCUUUUUUUUUAAUGCAUCGCUUUCGUUUAAGCAGGCAGUAGCGGUCCUCAGGUGAUGAUUUUCUCGGGUUCUGGUACGUGUUCCUUGGUUAUAACAGUAGCUUUUUCAAGUUAACGAUAUAAUCAACUGUGAUAUAAUCAGCUCGUCCAGGUAACCAUUCGCUGGCACGAUAUGCCAGUCUUGCAGGAGAUGCUGAACCCAACACGAGUAGCGGGAGUGUAGCCUCUAUUUAGAGCAACUGAUAACCUUGUAAACUCUUAAGUCGAACUUCGCCGGAUAGCGGACGAUGUAGUCUUUGAGACGUGUAAACGCCUGAAUUAGGCGAACAAAGCAUGUGUUUCCAAUUUUUAUUGAAAGCAUAGGAUUUUUUAUGGGACGGACAUCGGCGGUUUCUGCGGUUUCUAGCACCACAGAAAUCUCGAACAGCUGCAGGCUAGAAACUUUGAAAAUUGAACACGCUAUUAACAGGGGUUGCCAUAUGCUCCGAAACGUCUUUGAGCAUUCUGGGAUCUUGCUUGACGGAGUGCUCAGACUACCUAUAGUGAAAAGGCAAAGGCAGCAAGCCAUGCAAUCGACCUAGCGCUGUCGGUUACUAUCAGGACGAAGAUGGAACUAGAGAACAAAGUAAACCUAACUUUAAGUAAUGUGACACGUUAGAUGAGCAGACACCAGUUUGAACUACUGAGAAAAAGGCACUAUUUAUUUGCAAAAACCCUAACGUUAGUUUGGGAAGAUACAUUUAUAGAUAAUUUAUAGAUAAAUGCUUGGGAGUGAAACUUAAUCAGGACCCAGUCGGAGCUUUACACCAACUCAAAUGCUGAAGAAGGGAGCUUUAACCGCAUAAAGUUUCAGAACAGACUGGUGCCGAAAUCAGAAAUUGGGGGUAAGAAAAAGAGGAAGGUACUGUAGCGGCGUAUUGUAUUUUUCUACGUAGCCCAAAAAGAAGUAUCAGAUCAAAAAGAAGUAAAGACCACCCGAGGACGCCACUGCGGCUUCGUUUUCCGCGGGUAAAUAGAGCAUUACAAAUCCAGGUCUCACUGUCCAUAAGCGUUUGCAAACGUAUCUUCACGGAAUAGGAGAGGCGCUAAGCGACUCGUGCAUCACAUGCAACGAUGGCAUGUACGACGCCAUGACUCAUAUCUUGGGGCACUGCACCGUCUAUGAAAAGGAAGGGGUACAAGUGGAAGAAAACUAGGGCAUACAUUUAAGGCCGACGUCAUGAUAAACUGAAUUCUUCGUAAGGUAGCAAGAAGGUUAUAAAGCUUAAAGACCGGGAGCGAAUAAGACAUAGCCAGACGGUAGAAUUGCCCCGAGCCCUGCGUGAGUGCAAGAGUAUUUUUCUUGGAGGAACAUGGUUUUUGGUGAUCACCCAGCCAGUUAAAAAAAAAUGGUGGCUAAAGAACGACACUACUGUAGCACACGCUUAGAGGCCAGGCCCGGCGUUGGUAAAGAUCUGCAAAUUAACUUCAAGAAGACACAUUGAAUUCUGACCGCCUACAGGAAAACUGCGAUUCUUCUGUAUAAGCUUAACGGCAAGCGUAGAAGCCUUGUCAUUUACGUUUCUUUUCAAAAUUGACUAAAGUUUAUAAUAAAUCGAAAGCUAUAAUACAUGGAUCGGAGUCAAUAAGUGCAAUCUAGGCCAUAUUGAAGUUUAGAGUAAAAUAGAUAUAUGUCGUGUUCUCUUACCAGCUUUACUAUCCAGUUGCAGAAUAUAGUGCUUAAGGGCCGCUAUAAUAUUUUUUUAGUUAUUGAUUCAGUACGUCCUCGACAACUUUGUUGAGUUAAAAGAAAUUCAGGUAAAUAUAUGCUCCUUUCGUAUAAUGUUAUGGGGUAUGUGAUCUCAUCUCACCUGAACCAAUAACGUAGGCAAUAUGAAUUGUUCUGUUAAUAAUAAUUUGCUAAUUGGACCAUUAAGAGCAUUCACUGUCCGUUAAGCAACUACGAAAUACUCAUUUUUAAUAGCAGGAAAGUACCCGCUUAAUCGAUAAUUAUACUAAGGCGAUAAUUAUUCGACCGUACAAUUGUCGUUAAAUUCAGAGAAUUAAGCGGUAAUAAUAUUUGUAUUAUUAUGAUAAGUGUAUUCAUUUGGUGAAAAAUGUUUAUUUUAAGCCGUGGCGUACACAUAAUUUUUAUGCGUUACUUUUGUUUGUAGAGCUAACUUUACUGAAUCCUAAUCAGACGUCUUCUCUACGAA
Molecule: messenger RNA, 3178 nt
Organism: Varroa destructor (honeybee mite)
Lineage: Eukaryota; Metazoa; Arthropoda; Arachnida; Mesostigmata; Varroidae
Gene: Prim1
Product: DNA primase small subunit
Biological process (GO): DNA replication, synthesis of primer
Source: RefSeq, a predicted model, not a curated record